CAUGUAUCUAAAAGUAACCACCAGUAUCUAUCAAGAGACCUCCAUGUGAGGAAGGCCCUCAGGAUAUCCUUACCUCGAAAGAAAUCACUUAAACAUACAAGGGCUUUCACAGCAACCGCCCCAGCCCAUUACCACUCUCCAUCUACCGACAACACUGAUACUACGACUUGUUAG
Bipolaris victoriae FI3 is the source of this 174-nucleotide messenger RNA. RefSeq lists its product as hypothetical. The transcript has a single exon. The annotation marks the transcript as partial. The record is from RefSeq and is a predicted model, not a curated record. NCBI's taxonomy places the organism in Eukaryota, Fungi, Ascomycota, Dothideomycetes, Pleosporales, Pleosporaceae.